Messenger RNA from Gryllus bimaculatus (two-spotted cricket), 5356 nucleotides. The record is from the annotation of a GenBank genome assembly. Lineage: Eukaryota; Metazoa; Arthropoda; Insecta; Orthoptera; Gryllidae.
AUUGAGUGAUGGUGGGAGUCGCAAAUCUACGUAUAUAUAGCAUACCCGCCUCGCUUCUUGACAUUAGACAACUGCUGGACAACCGCAACGAAACUGGCGUGGUGGUGACGUGAGUGGGGUCUGUACACGAGUAGUUCGGGAACACCGGCUGCUGGAAUAAUAAUCGUGCAAUUACACAGUUUGUGAUAAUAAAAUAGAGUUCGUGGUAAUACUUGAACAUGGAAAACUUGUCUCAACAACCUGCUGCUACAGGAUUGCGUAGAGAAAACGAGUCGAUGGAUGAUUUCGAGCAUUUGGAAGCAGAAUCAACGUCACCCGUAAAAGAAAAUUCUAAUGAUAAAUUAGCAUCCAAAGAGACGAAGUCAGAUAAUCUGAAAUCCGAAAAAGAUUCUUCUUCGCCUCUCGUUAAAGUGCCAGGGGAGAGUCGGAAUUCUUCUGACUUUUCAUUAUUGAGUGAUUCCAAAUUAGAUUCACCUGUAACAGACAAUAGUUCUGUCUUCACCAUGGAAGACACCGCCAGAAAGCUUCAAGAGCUGACAACAACUUUGGAAGAUCGAAAGUCUCAGGCAGAAGAGAUACCUGCAGAAACAGCAACGUCGCACAUUCCUGAAUUAGAUAUGUUUUCGAAGUUCGAACCCAAAACCGAUUCUGAAUCCGUUUUGCAAUCGUUUCUAGCUUCUGAAAAGUUGGGAGGAGUGACAGACGUGCUGAAGGAGGGGUCGUCAAACGUCGAUCUACUAAGUUUUGAUUCGACACCGUCUGCAGUAGAUGUUGGUGAAAAAAUACCGGACAUUCAAGGUAAACACAGUACUGCCUUUCUUAAAGAUGAUGAAGAUAGCUUUAAAGACACGAUGCCCGAAAUAAUUAGAACAGCUGAUAAGACUGCAACCCUUCCAGAAGAAAUAAAUCAUCCAUCUGAUACAGUUAUGGAAGAUACUUUUAGGGAUGUAAUUCAUGAAGCAGUACCAGACAUUAAAAAAACAGAAAACGUAAUAAAUGAAGAUAUUUCAAUGCCAAAAUAUAAAAGUGAUCAUGAAGAAGAUGAGGAAUUUAAUUUAGCUGCAUCCCAAGACUCAUCACCAAUUAGAAUGGCUGAUAAAUUGGAACAGUAUAACAUCAAACCUGCACUUGAUAUUCUCUCUACCGAUGAGCCUGAGUCUAAUCAAGAUGAAUCACUUGUGAUUGAUGGAGAAAAGGUUGCACUCGGAUCCAUUGCUCCUACAAAAGAAGGCAACAGUGAAGAGAAGCUUCAAAUUCCAUCAAAGACAGUAGCCACUAGAACCAAACUUGAAAGUCCUAUAGCUGUGUCUCCACCAUUGUCAUUGCCAUUAGCCGGAGAGGCUUCAUCCCAGAGUAGACCGUCGCCGCACAGCGAACACGUGGAGGAUCAGAGCAACGUUGCUUGCAGCCAUAUUGUAUUACUUUUGACUGGGUACGUGGCUGCCAAGCAGCUGUUGAACGCGUGCGUGCGAGUGCCAGGUCUGCUGCCGGAGCCUGCGGGAGGUUUCGCGCGAGGAGAGAAGGGUGACCGUGCAGUGCGUCGAGCGCCCCCUGAAAGCGCACAUAUGGCGCGCGGCAGCACCAAGCGCAGGGACCGCUCGCCCUCUGGCGCGGGCGGAAGGGGCUUCUCGCUCAAGGAGUUCCUCGUUCCCAACAUAAGCCUGUCUGAUCUGAGCGUGGAGAGCCUUGUCUACUGGAGGAACCCUAAGGUUUCUGGAGCAGUGCUGGGUGUUGGACUGGCAUUACUUUUGUCGCUCACAUACUGCUCACUGAUUUCUGUGAUUGCAUACGUCAGUUUGGCAGUCUUAGUGGGAUGUGGUGGUUUCCGCUUGUACCGGGCAGUGUUGGCUGCAGUGAACAAGACUGGAGAGGGUCAUCCAUUCAGAGAUCUCCUUGACAAAGAUAUUGCUGUGUCUUCAGAUAGAGCUGCCAGCCUGGCUCAGCAGAUUGUCCCACACAUCAAUGCCAGUGUGUCAGAAUUGAGACGCCUGUUUCUUGUUGAAGAUAUCUUGGACAGCUUCAAGUUUGGUGUAAUGGUAUGGGCUCUGACAUAUGUGGGUGCUAUCUUUAAUGGACUAACACUGGUCAUACUUGCAUUUGUAUCAGCCUUCACACUGCCAAGGCUUUACGAAAAUAACAAGCAGCAGAUUGAUAAGAAUCUGGAACUUGCUCGAGCUAAGUUUGCUGAAAUUAAUGCCAAGGUGCAGGCAUUCAACCCCUUGUCAGGGGCUGCGGCAAAGAAGCUUGCUGGAUCCGCUGCUGGAUCUGAAGACAAAAAGGAGAAUUAGAAGUCAUCCUGAAUCCACACAUUGAUAUAUCCUGUUUAACUUAAAUAAACCCCCUCCUGUUCACUUGGAUGUUCUGUUUUAUUUACCCCAUGAUCAUAUUUUGUUUCUGUUAAUAAUUAAAGUGUAAAUAAAUUACUUGAAAUUCUUGUACAUUAUUCUAAUGAACAUUCAUGAAAUUAUAAGUAUUUUCAACCCUAAUCUAAGAAAAUAAUUUAAAAGUGUGUAUGUAUGUAUAACUUCUAUCAGUUCUCAGAAAAUGCACAAGAAUUUGAAGAUCACUCUCAUACGUGUUACUUCAUGUCUGGGUCUUUUAAAAUCACAAGCUGUAAAGUUGCAUAUAUGAAUUAAAUCAGAACUCUUAAUUCAAAAAAAUUGCAUCAUGUGAAGUGAGAGUCGCUUAUGAAUGACCUCAUUGAUAUAGAAAACUGAAAUGGGGAUGGGGAUCUUUUGCAUCUAGCGCAGUACUAUAUUUUUUAAUUCUUCUCAACUAGAAUGGACUUGUGUGGUUGAGUAUGAAACUUUUCCAAGGAAACACCCUUACUAGAAUAAAGUUUGCAUGCAUGAAAGGGACUGGAGUGCAAGAUGAACGUUUGAAUGUUUUGGCCAUGGGCAAAACGAGAUUGAGUUUAACGCGCCCAAUGGGAAGUGGGAUUUUUUUAGAAGUGUAAGCAUAAUGUAAUAAAUGCUAUAUUGAGCUCUGGAAGAAGCUACCCAUGUGUUUUUUAAGUGUAGACCUUGUUAAAGUUGUAGUAUGCUGAUAUUUGUUUGCGGUAGAUUUUUACAGAAGCGGCUUUAGGUUUACAUUAAUGUAUUUUAAGAUUAAUUGUGCAAGUUCUACUGGUUGUGAAACAAUCUUUGCUUGUUGGCAAGCUUCUCAGUGGUAUGAGGUGUUGAAGUACUGAGCUCUAGUCUGCUAGUCUUAAUAUUUACUCACCAUUAUGGAGCUUUGCUUGGGGUCCUCAAAACCUAAAGCCGUUACUGACAUACUCUUAAGAAUACCUAUUUAUUAAAACCUCUUGCUCGCAGUCAGGUGUUUCCCUGCAAGUGUAUGUUUGGCAUUUCAAGUAUUCAAUACUCGUGCAUUCUUAACACUUACCAUGCAAUAAUUUGUAAAUUUUAAAUUAGUGCAGUGUUCUGAACUAAUUUGUUGGAAGAAAUAUAGUAAAUUUUGGGGUUAUGUUCAGUGAACAAAGACUGAAAUAUUUGGUCUUGCAAAUGGAAGCAAUUUUAUCUAAUAUCUGUUGUGUGGACCAGCAAACAUUAUGCGCUUAUGCGGGGCACAGUUGGAUGUAAAGCUUAUUGAAUUUGCUUACAUUUACAUUGAAAUUAAAGAAUAAAUACCUCAGAGAAAGAUCUGAUUGAUAAAACAUGGGAAGAUUCUAGUGCAUUAAGGAAAAAUAAGUUGAAAAUUCUGAUCUCAAGUCUUGAGUGCCCGGCUGGUGCAAGUGGCAAGUUUGCCAAGAGACUGCGAGUUGAUGGUACGUUGCUAAAUUUUGUGGAGAACUCUGUUGCUAUAAUUGUUUCAUUACUGCUUUGCUUAUUGCUAUAUGGUUCAAUGUUGAAAAAAUUGUUAAGUAUUUUGAAAUACUGAGAAGCUAUUUGUCCGAAUGUUUUUCUGCUUGGAUUUACCAUCUCAACGUAAAUGGGUGGUUUGAACAGGCACACUUAUAUGUUGCACACAUACUAAAUAGUUUACAUAAAUAUUUAGCCUAAGAUCUGUGGGAGAAACAUAAAAAGGGUAUGGUAUACACUAUAAUUCACAUCUAUGGAAUUCAAAUUAAUUAAUAGAAUAGGUUUUUAUUGACAAAAGUACACAACGUGCAAUGGGUAAGAAUGGUCAGUGUUAAAAGAGUUAUUGAAAUUCCUGCGAUGUUUUCCUAUGUCAAUUUCUGGCAGUAUAGCUGAUGUUAAGUUGUAUUUAAAAAAAAAGUGCUUUGUACACAAAAUAAUAAAGAAAUUUGGAAUGUGACUGUUAGUUUUAAUAUUUGUUAUCUGGUACAUUGAAUAUUGUGAAGGUCAACAUUCAUGCCAAGAAGUUGUUAAUUGUUCCUGGAUCUUGUAUUUGAAAUGUAGGUAUUGAUGGCAGCUCACAAUGUCCUUAAAAACAAAAAUGACUGUUUUUUUGUUGUUUUGUUUAUUAUUAUUAUUAGUCCAGUAUUUGUACGAUAUUUGGAAAUUAUUUUCAUUGCUGAAUUUUUCUUUUAAAUUUCUUUUCACAUUUUUACCUUUCUGAGCUCAUGGUAAUAGUCCACUUUAGCAGUUCAUUGGAUUUUACUGCAUUCUGGAAACAUUAAAAAAUUAGAGGUAACCCAUGAAAAUAAAGUAUAAACUCCUUUAUUAAUUCAUUACAAAUAGAAUGAUUUAAUUUUAAUACUAAAUUCAAGAUUUUUUUUCGAAACUUCCUUUAUUAUCACUAAUAGGUUCUCAAACAGCAGUCACAUAUGGUACUGCAAAGCAAGUUUAGGAAAAACCUGAUGGGGAUGGCAGGUGAAAUUUUGAGCCAUUUGCAAUGUUUUCCACAUCCCAUGAAGGAACUGAAUUUAGGCCCUCUGUUAUUAUAGUCAUUUUGACACUUUGCAUUCUUGAAAUCUUAACAGCAUGUGUAUUGAAGAUUAGGUAAAGUAUGUUGCCAUAAAUUGCACAUAGUCCACCUAUAAAGGAAUCUUUCAUUCCUCUGCCACGGGAGCAGGGAGCUUUGUCUUAUCUCUUCAGGGUUUUCCUCUCCUGACAGUCAUAUUUUUGUUAUAUUCUUUCUUCAUUUAUUUGUUUUUACAAAAUAAUUCUGUACUAUGACAUUUUCUUCUUAAUAAAUCUAUUUUGGGUUUAUUUUAAUAAGUGAUAGUGAAAUAGUUGAACCUGACAAUGCCUCUACAAUUCAGCUCCUGUAUCUUUUUCCUGUUCACAAAUAUUGUACAUCCCUAGCUCACAUUGUGGCCUGGGAUAUUUAAUCCCUCUGCAUCUGCAGAUCUCGUAUUCCACAUGCAGUUCUCGUGUUCACCUGCUUCCACAAACUUGCAAGAGCGAUUGCUGCCCUUUCUCCCACUCAAACUGCGAAACCAAAUUGCAUG